This is a messenger RNA of Archocentrus centrarchus (flier cichlid), 1653 nucleotides long. RefSeq names its product muscarinic acetylcholine receptor M4-like. Gene Ontology annotation, cellular component: dendrite; plasma membrane; synapse. Bases 37 to 1653 code for a protein of 538 amino acids. The transcript has 7 exons. The record is from RefSeq and is a predicted model, not a curated record. Gene Ontology annotation, molecular function: G protein-coupled serotonin receptor activity; G protein-coupled acetylcholine receptor activity. NCBI's taxonomy places the organism in Eukaryota, Metazoa, Chordata, Actinopteri, Cichliformes, Cichlidae. Gene Ontology annotation, biological process: adenylate cyclase-inhibiting G protein-coupled acetylcholine receptor signaling pathway; chemical synaptic transmission; G protein-coupled receptor signaling pathway, coupled to cyclic nucleotide second messenger.
CCCGUCUUGGCUGUUGUCGGUGCAGCGCCAUGAAACAUGAGUAACGACAGUAACGGAGUUUCAGGGCUGCAGCCUGUCUGGAACAUCAGCGGCUCCUUGCUCAACCAAACAGCCGACCUGUUCUCCAACACAACUUGCAACAUAUCCACCAAUGAUUCAGCGUCCUGUUCUCCUGUUGACAGUGGGGUGGGGGCUGGAAGUCCGUACAAAGCUCUGGAGAUGUUUUUUAUCGCCAUGGUUACAGGAUCAUUGAGCUUCGUGACUGUUACAGGAAAUAUUUUAGUCAUGCUGUCCAUCAAAGUGAACCGUCACCUACAAACUGUCAAUAACUAUUUCUUAUUUUCAUUAGCAUGCGCUGACUUGAUCAUUGGCGUGUUCAGCAUGAAUCUCUAUACAGUUUACAUCAUUGUUGGUUACUGGCCACUUGGGCCGGUGGUCUGCGACCUGUGGCUAGCUUUAGAUUAUGUUGUCUCAAAUGCUUCUGUGAUGAAUUUAUUAAUUAUCAGCUUUGACCGCUAUUUCUGUGUGACCAAACCUCUCACGUAUCCAACAAGAAGGACGACUAAGAUGGCAGGAUUAAUGAUUGCAGCCGCGUGGAUCCUGUCAUUCAUCCUGUGGGCUCCUGCCAUCUUGUUCUGGCAGUUCAUCGUUGGACAGAGAACAGUGCCACCUGGAGAGUGUUAUAUUCAGUUCCUUUCUAAUCCUGCAGUGACAUUUGGGACAGCAAUAGCAGCAUUUUAUCUCCCUGUCAUUAUCAUGACAGUCCUUUACAUUCACAUCUCCCUGGCCUCGAGGAGCCGGGUCUCCAAACACAAACCCGAGAAGAAAGAGAAGAAGGGGAUAAAAACUCCCUGCUUAAUGAAGAGUCACCUGUUGAAGCAGAACAACAAUAAUGAGACUAGUCCUCAUGCCAGUCCCCACUCUACUCCCAAACUCAGUUUGGACUCAACUACCACUGCUUUGGAUGCUGUGAAGAAUGGCAAGGUGGAGGAAUCCAAACCUGUUCAGCCUCAGCUGCUGGCACAGCCCAGCCCAGGACUCACACAGGAGGAAAAGGAGAGCUCCAAUGAUUCAUCCACAGCCUUCAUUCCCCCCAGAGAACCAAAGGACAAUGCCAACGACAAAGUAACAGCUGAGGCUCUAGCAAACCCUACUCCAGUACCCACAACAACAACCAAUUCUGCCAUGCGCAAGAUCACUUCCUCUUCAAGGUGGUCGAAGAUAAAGAUCGUGACGAAGCAGUCUGGUGAUGAAUGCAUCACAGCUAUAGAGAUUGUUCCACCUGUAGAUGGAGCCGAGAGGCAUUCGAUCCCCAUCAGCCGCCCUCGGACUGUGGCAAGAAAAUUUGCAAGCAUUGCUAGAAGCCAAGUGAGAAGAAAAAGACAGAUGGCUGCCAGAGAAAAGAAAGUGACUAAGACUAUCUUUGCCAUCCUGCUGGCUUUCAUCAUUACAUGGACACCAUAUAACGUGAUGGUGUUGAUCUCAACCUUCUGCCAGUCCUGCGUGCCUGACACAGUUUGGGCGAUUGGCUACUGGCUGUGUUAUGUCAACUCUACUAUCAACCCAGCUUGUUAUGCACUGUGCAACGCCACAUUCAAAAAGACUUUCAAGAACCUGCUGCUGUGCCAAUAUAAAAAUAUAGGGACAAGAUAA